UGACGAAGCGUAGCGAAGUCAUUUUAACAAGGACACCGCGCGCAAAAGUGUAUAAGUUCUGUUAAUCGCACCGAGUUGUCUUUGCUUUUUGGGGACGUAAUAGUAGUUACUUUUCAUUUUAUUUUGUAACUUGUAUUUAAUUACGAGUUAAACAGGUAAAUACCUGUGUAUUGGCACUAUUUCAGGCUAAUUUUCACGGGAACCGCUAAACUAGCCUAAAGGCAGGUAAAAAUGUUUGAGGCACGACUGGUUCAGGGUGCGAUCCUGAAGAAGGUUCUGGAGGCACUCAAGGACCUCAUCACCGAAGCGUGCUGGGAUGUCAGCUCGUCCGGGAUCUCCCUGCAGAGCAUGGACUCGUCCCAUGUGUCCUUGGUGCAGCUCACCCUGCGCAGCGAUGGCUUCGACUCCUAUCGGUGUGACCGAAACCUCGCUAUGGGGGUCAACUUGGGCAGCAUGUCCAAGAUCCUGAAGUGUGCGGGCAAUGAUGAUAUCAUCACUCUGCGGGCGGAGGACAACGCUGAUACACUGGCACUCGUUUUUGAGACACCGAACCAGGAAAAGGUGUCUGACUAUGAGAUGAAGCUGAUGGACCUGGAUGUAGAGCAGCUUGGAAUUCCGGAGCAAGAGUACAGCUGUGUGGUAAAGAUGCCCUCCGGAGAGUUUGCCCGCAUCUGCAGGGACCUGUCUCAGAUUGGUGAUGCUGUCAUGAUCUCAUGUGCAAAGGAUGGGGUCAAGUUCUCUGCCUCUGGGGAGCUGGGCACUGGUAACGUCAAGCUUUCUCAGACCAGCAAUGUGGACAAAGAGGAAGAAGCGGUGACAAUUGAAAUGAAUGAGCCUGUGCAGCUCAUCUUUGCUCUCAACUACCUGAACUUCUUCACCAAGGCUACGCCCCUCUCUAAGACAGUCACACUCAGCAUGUCUGCUGAUAUCCCCUUGGUGGUGGAGUACAAGAUUGCAGACAUGGGUCACAUCAAGUAUUAUCUGGCUCCUAAGAUUGAUGAAGAAUCCUCUUAAUUGCUAGAUCGGAGGGGAGCAAGGCAGAGUGGAAGGAUCAUGGGGGACAUGUGCUAAAAAAAGUCUUGUAUUACUGCUUUAUUAAUUUUUACCUUUUGCAUCACUUAAGUGGUGUAAAGGCAUUUAUUUUGAAAAGUCUCAUUUGUUGCAGGAAUAUUAAGUUUUUGAAGGUGUUUUUUUUUUUUUUUUUUUUCCUUCCCCCCCUCUCCCCCUUUCUUUUGGAGAGUGACUUUCUCCAUUACUUCUCCUGGUCUGGUGUCAGUCAUCUGUAAAAGUGGUCAAUCUUCUUUGUAGAUAAUUCUGCUGUAAAUAUGUAUUAGUCCCAUUUUAUUUUUCUUCAGUUUGUAAUCUUUUAUCCCAAGUGACUGAUUAUUAAACAUUUUGUAUCUUGUGUGGAAGUUAAUUUUUAGGUCCAUAGACAAAAUUGUCAUAUUGUGUGGAUUUUUUUUGGCUCCUACAGUUCAGAAUUUUUUCUAAACAUGUUGGUGUGCAAAUCCUUCACCUCAGGUUUCAUCAAGGUCCUCGUUGGCU
Messenger RNA from Scleropages formosus (Asian bonytongue), 1545 nucleotides. RefSeq names its product proliferating cell nuclear antigen-like. Lineage: Eukaryota; Metazoa; Chordata; Actinopteri; Osteoglossiformes; Osteoglossidae. The record is from RefSeq and is a predicted model, not a curated record. Gene Ontology annotation, biological process: leading strand elongation; regulation of DNA replication; mismatch repair. Gene Ontology annotation, cellular component: PCNA complex. Gene Ontology annotation, molecular function: DNA binding; DNA polymerase processivity factor activity. Bases 232 to 1014 code for a protein of 260 amino acids. The transcript has 6 exons.